CGUAGGCGGGAGAUGAUAAAAUAAUUUAAAUUUAAAAUCCCCCAAAUAUUUAAAAAAUGCGUUCAUUCUCCCGCAAGCUUCUAACCCAAAUUUCAAAUUCCCCGCUCUCUCCCAUUUUUACCCCCCAAAUCUCACCUAUAUAAAAAACCGCCCCUGCCCUUCCCUCUGUCAUCUCAUUUUCUCAUUUCUUCUUCACCCCAAAACCCUAGAAACUCCAUAGCCGAAUUCUCCGAAGAAAAAAAUAUGCCUUCGAUUCCCGAAGAGCCCCUCCUCGCCCCGAAUCCGGAUCGAUUCUGCAUGUUCCCCAUCCAGUAUCCCCAAAUCUGGGAGAUGUACAAGAAGGCCAUGGCGUCCUUCUGGACCGCCGAGGAGGUCGAUCUCUCCCAGGACGUCCGCCAGUGGGAAGCCCUCACCGCCGACGAGCAGCACUUCGUGAAGCACGUGCUUGCCUUCUUCGCCGCAUCCGAUGGAAUCGUCCUUGAGAAUCUCGCCGGACGGUUCAUGAAAGAGGUCCAGGUCGCGGAGGCGCGCGCUUUCUACGGAUUCCAGAUCGCCAUUGAGAAUAUCCACUCCGAGAUGUAUAGUCUUCUGUUGGAGACCUACAUCAAGGAUUCCGCCGAGAAGGACAGGCUUUUUCACGCGAUUGACACCAUUCCGUGUGUGGAGAAGAAGGCCAAGUGGGCCCUGCGGUGGAUCGACGGAUCUGAAUCAUUCUCCGAGCGGCUUCUGGCGUUUGCUUGUGUUGAGGGGAUCUUCUUCUCCGGAAGCUUCUGUGCCAUUUUCUGGCUCAAAAAGCGUGGGUUAAUGCCCGGAUUGGCCUUCUCAAAUGAACUGAUCUCUCGUGACGAGGGCUUGCACUGCGAUUUCGCUUGCAUGCUCUACGGAUUGCUGAAGAGGAAGCUGAGUGAGGAACGUGUGAAGGCGAUCAUUGCAGAUGCGGUUGAGAUUGAGAGAGAAUUUGUCUGUGAUGCGCUCCCUUGUGCUCUUGUAGGCAUGAAUGGGAAUCUCAUGAGCCAAUACAUAGAGUUUGUGGCCGAUAGGCUGCUGGGUGCAUUGGGUUGCAGUAAACUUUACAAUGUCCAAAACCCAUUUGAUUGGAUGGAGCUCAUCAGCUUACAGGGGAAGACCAAUUUCUUUGAGAAGAGGGUUGGAGAGUACCAGAAGGCCUCUGUCAUGUCCAGCUUGAAUGGUAAUGGAUUUGAUGCCCAUGUAUUCAAGUUGGAUGAGGAUUUCUAAUUUGUGAUUCACACCCUUUUAGUUGCUUUCUCUGUUUCUUGUAAGUUGAUGUGAUCAAGUGGAUGUAAGAAAGGUCCUAUGACACUGUUCAGGGGCUGUAAUCUUUCUUGUUUCUGUCAAAAUCUGGAUUUUAUCUGGAAUUGUUGCUUAUAUACUGUACUGUAAGUUUUAAGUAGGAUUUGAUUUUCUGAAAUAAGUUAGUGCUUUGAUCUUUCUUUCGCUUUUCCUGGCAUUUUCCAAGUUCCAAAUACAGUAGAUCUUAACAU
This is a messenger RNA of Cuscuta campestris, 1502 nucleotides long. Lineage: Eukaryota; Viridiplantae; Streptophyta; Magnoliopsida; Solanales; Convolvulaceae. The record is from the annotation of a GenBank genome assembly.